Sclerotinia sclerotiorum 1980 UF-70 is the source of this 1011-nucleotide messenger RNA. RefSeq lists its product as hypothetical. NCBI's taxonomy places the organism in Eukaryota, Fungi, Ascomycota, Leotiomycetes, Helotiales, Sclerotiniaceae. The transcript has 5 exons. The record is from RefSeq and is a predicted model, not a curated record. Gene Ontology annotation, cellular component: fungal-type vacuole membrane. Bases 1 to 1011 code for a protein of 336 amino acids.
AUGGCGUAUUCAUCCACAGAUCUACCUUUGGAGAAGUCCAACCGCUCUGGUGUUGAUGAUUUCAGAGUUCAAGCGUCACUCACAGCCUUUGACAUUCCACUUUCAAAUGAGAGCACUCGAAAUAUAGAGGAAGGAACCGCUGGCCUAGAAAAUACAGAAAGCAAUAUUCCAAGAGCAGAUGGAGGUAGAGAUGCUUGGCUAUUUUUGGCGGCAUGUUUUGUUUUCGAGGCAUUGAUCUGGGGUUUUCCUUUUGCUUUCGGAGUUUUCCAGACGUACUACUCCACUCAUCCGCCUUUUGAUAAGCAUGCAAACGCUAUAGCUAUUACCGGAACUUGUGCUACUGGAAUCACUAGUUUCGCCACGCAGAUCUGGCAUCUCAUUAUCACACAGGGAGUUUUGUAUGCUAUUGGAGGUAGUCUUUCAUACUCUCCAACAAUGUUUUAUCUCGAUCAAUGGUUUGUUAGGCGAAAGGGUCUUGCGCUUGGCGUUAUGUGGUCAGGUGCUUCGCUUUCCUUCUCUCCCAUUCUCGGCACCGCACUAAUCGCACUCCUGAAUUCAUUUUCCGUAAUUGGCGCUAUCUCGCUAGGCCAUCUCUCAGACAUCAGACAUAUAACCACUGUCGUACUUCUCUCGUCUACCUUCUCAGCCCUAUCUGUAUUCCUGUUAUGGGGUAUAUCCACUUCCCUCCCAUCUCUAGUUAUGUUUACUAUUAUUUAUGGAAUCUUUGCUGGAGGUUGGAGUGCCAUCUGGGCAGGUAUGAUAAGAGAAGUCCAACGCGCAGAUGAGAAUGCCGGGUUUGGUGUAUUGAUGGGGUUAUUUAGUGCAGGUAGAGGCGUUGGAAGUGUGGUAUGUGGACCAGUUACCGAAUGCCUCAUUCGAUAUGGAGGUUUGAAAGGUGUGGGAGGUGGUUAUGCGACUGACUAUGGGGCGGUAAUCGUUUUUACGGGAGUGAGUGCUGCUUGUGGAUUGAUCGGGCUGGGAGCGAGGUUUUGGAAGAAGGAAAAAGUUUGA